Messenger RNA from Chaetomium strumarium, 836 nucleotides. RefSeq lists its product as uncharacterized. NCBI's taxonomy places the organism in Eukaryota, Fungi, Ascomycota, Sordariomycetes, Sordariales, Chaetomiaceae. Bases 238 to 519 code for a protein of 93 amino acids. The transcript has a single exon. The record is from RefSeq and is a predicted model, not a curated record.
AGAAACUUCCUGGCUGACGAUCUUGGAAUGAUAGGAAUAGGACUCGUCGUAGGGGUAAUAAGUAUUUAAGUCAGCGCAUGCUACCAUAGGGUCAAGCGAUUCUUCCUCCCCAUAAAUCACCUAAUCCAUCCAAAAUACAACCUCAUACAGUCACACCAAUCCGCGCUUCUCGAAGCCUUUCUCAUCCAUCAAGCGCCUUCAACUUUUUAAACUUCCCAACCAGAACAAGCCCACACAAUGAACAACAACAACAAGAACAACGACUCCGGCAUCACCGGCGCCGGCAAGCUGGUCACCUCGACCCUCGGCAACACGGUCGGCGGGCUGGCCAACACGGUUGGUGGCGUGCUGGGCGCGGCCUCGCGCGGCGUCGGCGAGACCGUCAACGCGGCCACGGGUGGGCUCGGCAAGCCGCUGGGCGACGGCGUCGCCAACGUCGGCACGGGCAUCGAGCGCGGUGUGGGGUCUGCCGCGCAGGGCGUCAAGGAUGCCGGCGAGUGGAAGAGUCCUUCGAAGUGAUGAACACAAAAAACAUUGCAUGGGUAGUUGGAGGGAUGGGGAAAGUGGUUGGUCGGAAGAUGAUUUCUUUCACAUGAAUUGGGUUGGGAUGGUGUCGGUUUGCUUUUUUCCCUUGGGAAUCAAGGGCGGCUAGGCUGAUACAAAGCAUGGAUAUGGUGCUCGGUUGGGAGAAUGGUUUGGCAGGUUUAGUGGCUAAGUCAGUCGUCGUCGAUGGAGGAUGCGUCUCUUUUAUGGCAUACUACUAUGUUCGUUUGUAGCGAUAUCGUUUGCCGAAUUGAAGUCCAUUCAGCUGCUUUACUGCCAACAAAUCAAAGUUC